This is a messenger RNA of Cooperia oncophora, 330 nucleotides long. The record is from the annotation of a GenBank genome assembly. Lineage: Eukaryota; Metazoa; Nematoda; Chromadorea; Rhabditida; Trichostrongylidae.
AUGACAGUGAUGCCACCCACCGGCGAAUCUCGUGGACGCCGCCGAACCAUGUACUAUUUUCGUCGCCAUCGCACACCAACGUACUGGUCAAGGUUUCAGGCUCCUCCUCUGAGAGAGGAACCGGAAGACCUCAAUGGCGACAACGAACAGGCAGCGCAAAAAAAUCGCUCACAGGAAGAGGGUGCUGAGACCAAACAACUUAGCGCAUCUGAGUACGCGAGAUAUGCUGCAAUCAUCAAAGCCGAUGAAAUAAUGGAGCAACUCAGGGAAGCAGCUCGUCGUAUCGUAGAGGAUGCUAAACAGUUCGCUGCCGCCUAUCCUCCCAAAUAA